Molecule: messenger RNA, 2671 nt
Organism: Pseudomyrmex gracilis
Lineage: Eukaryota; Metazoa; Arthropoda; Insecta; Hymenoptera; Formicidae
Exons: 2
Coding region: 895-2469 (524 amino acids)
Source: RefSeq, a predicted model, not a curated record
CGUCACCACCUCCGCCGUCAACCUCCUCCCGACGCCGAUCUUGCCGUCCGUGCGCACCGUCGAUUCCGUCCGCCUCGUCGAGAUGUAUUGUUCCGCGCACUGAUAAGCCGCAACACACCCGCAAAAAUGAUUAGAUACCCGCUACUGCGGUCGCGUCGAGAUCAGGCAAUUCCCGCACACACAUAACACCCGAUCGACUACGCGCGGAUCUCUCCGAGAUUCGCGAUAAAUCGCAUAGCUGGAGUCGGCCGUUUUGCUGCAAAAAAAAAAACGCGAGAAUCGAUGAUCGCGCGAUGUCGGCUUCAAACGUCAACGAUUAUUGGAGGAUCACCGCGCGCUUUACACGGUGCGGUAUAUAUGCGUGAUGUGAACUGUAUAGCGAAAUAGAUGCUGGUGCAAAUGCCGCGCGUGUCUCAAAGCAUCUUCGGAGAUCUAUAAAUACUGGACGCUAGAUGGUUCUGUCGAAUGCGACGGGUGUUGGUAGCGCACUCUGUGCGCACCAACUUCAAGAAGUAUAUAUCACUUGUCGCAGAACGUCGCGGAUCUCGCGAAAUCGCAUUGGUCAGUUGACGGUCCGAUGCGUCAGUUUUGCAAAAAAACCAACACCAUAUAAAGCGUUCACAUGCAUUUUAUAGGGUUUUUCAAUUAACGACAAGAGAGUCAUUCUGUUCUUGUUCGAUGUUCAAUGAGAAACAAAGACAGAAUGAUUCCCUUGUGUCGCUAAUUGGAAUGCAUCAUUAACCGACCAAUCACCAUUAACGUUCAACUAGAGCUACUAGCGCAAUUCAAAGUUGGUGACACUGAAAUUGUGACAAUGAAAUUGAAUUUUCUCCCUGCUUUUCUCUUUCUUCAAAUUGUGAUACAGGCCGCGUUUUCUUGUAAUUGGCAGAAGGAAUGUACAUUGAAAUCGACGAGGAAAUUGAACUGAAGCACUUUGCGGUGGGCGAAUUUUAUGAUGUGGAAACCUGUUUUUGUUGGAAUGAUGAGGACAACAAACUCGUGAUAUUUCCUUACACGCAAGAUCGAUCGAUAUCGCAAGAAGUACGAAUACUGCCUACGCCACUUCCUCUUAAGAAGAUUCACUUCUUCGGUAGCAGAGCCUUCUUUGCGUUCGAACCACGUGGGGUCUACAAGUUGUCUCAAGAUGAUAAGUGGGCUGUCCUAAGCAAGAAUGCACUUGGUUCAGGCGCCGAGUUCUUCCGAGUUCUUGUCGCCAAAGCGGACGGUAUUUACGUCGUCGAUAAAAAUGCCAAAUCUUCCAAUCUGUUGUUCUCGACCACGUCAGACUCGCCUGAACUGAUAUCCACGCUCCCACUAAUCUUGGAGGAUACUGAAGCGCAGUUUGUAAAUUGCUUAAAAGCUGAGUGGGAAACGGAGGACAAUCUGUGUGUGGUUGCACACGACAGAAAAUUGUUUCUUCUCAGAAAUGACACUUUACAAUUGAUUCACACUACUGAUGGAACUAUUGUGAAUAUUCUGCCAGUAAAAAGAAAGAACAAGGUAGCAGGUCUGUUGCUUUUUGUGGAAACAAUCACAGAUGGCUAUCUAAUGUUAGUGCACGGUAAAGAUUAUAAUCUGAUUUUUGAAAAGAUACAUCUGGAGAGAGACAUAAAAAAAAUUGUCACAUUCUGUGCUUGUUUCAGUGCACAAAUAGAGAAUAUUUUGUGGAUUGUAUACUGUGAUAGAUCAAAGACUUAUUAUGUAGAAAAAGAACUGCUUGCUAAUGUGGUUCAAGAGAUAAAAGUAGAAAACAAAGUCUUUGUGUGUCUGCAGCAAUACAAGUUAAAUACUGUUAUAGGUCUGUCACCACAAAAAGAAUUGCUUGAAUUUUCUGUUGAAACUUUGGAGAAUCGUGCAGCCAUGAGCAAUACAAACAUCACUCUUCGCAGCAAUAUGUUCCAGAAAACUGAUCUCAUAGUAAAAAACAUUUAUGAGAGAGUGAAAGAAUUGAAUAUUCUUAAUGAAAGCUUUGCAGAUAAACAAGAUAAAUUGAGACGAAUAAAUUUGUAUGCUUCCAAACAGAAAUUUCAAGUGAUCACUUUUAUGGAAGUAUCCAGGCUGUGCAAUUAUCAUUAUCUUACUUUAAAUAUUCCAGAUAAAAUUCCUAAAAAUAGUUAUGUAGUGUUUUCUUUUGUUUCUAAUGAAAAUCAAAAUACAUUUUGUAUGAAGAAAGUUAUGGAAACAGCAGUUUCUAUAAAAAUUCCCAUCAAUAAGAGUGGGAUAAGUCGUUUCUCAAAUAUCAAAAUAGAUUUGAUUACAUUGAUAGAUGAACAAUAUCCAUGGUGUCUUAUACAAAAUCUUAUAAAUUCUCUGCCACAGGAUAUUAAAAGAAAAAGAGGAUCAAAGAAAGACAAAACUGCCUUUAUAAAUGCUAAAAUAGCAUCAUUGCAAACUCUGAUUACUGAAAAGAAAGAUUUGAACAUAACGAAAUUAAGGGAAAUAAAAAAAAUUAUACGAGCAGAGUUAUAAUUUUGCGAAAGACAUUAAUUCAUAUGACAGUAAUUCUAGAACCAAAAAAGUAGUUUGUUAUGCUGGAAGAAUUAUGAAAGUAUAUUUUAAGAAGCAAGAAGAAACUCAUUUAUAUAGACAUUUGGUACUUAAAAUUUUUUAUCUAUAAUUUAAAAAUACGAUAUUUUUAUAUAUAAACUGCGCUAAAAAUUUUUAUAUUCAU